Colletotrichum scovillei is the source of this 2867-nucleotide messenger RNA. RefSeq lists its product as uncharacterized. NCBI's taxonomy places the organism in Eukaryota, Fungi, Ascomycota, Sordariomycetes, Glomerellales, Glomerellaceae. Gene Ontology annotation, cellular component: membrane. Gene Ontology annotation, molecular function: transmembrane transporter activity. The record is from RefSeq and is a predicted model, not a curated record. Bases 1632 to 2867 code for a protein of 411 amino acids. The transcript is spliced from 2 exons. Gene Ontology annotation, biological process: transmembrane transport.
CUUUUAUUCGCGCGCAAAUCUCGCUUGUUACUCACGCCACGCGCUCUGUAUCAUCGUCACGUUUUGACUUCUCUUCUCUCUCUCUCACGACGUAUGACAGAGAUUGAAAAUUCAUCGCAACUUUUGCGUCGCAGCCUCAUAAUCUACUUUUUACCGCAUAAGAUUCUAGAUCGACAGUCGCCCUUAAGCUGCAACUAUGGGUCAACCAUCCUUCGCGGCGUCCAACGCCCUCAUCUACGUCACUUAUGGACUCUUCCUGUAUGAACUCUGCGCAGCUCUUCCAAUUUCAACACUCUCUAUCGCUGCUGUUUUCCCUCGCUCCUAAAGAGUGUAUGGUACUAACGUUUGCGCAGUAUCACCGGUACUGCCAUUGCGUGGAAGUUCCGCAAUCAGUCCAAGGGAGAGUUCCUGUCCGGAAAUAGAACUCAGACGGGUCAGGAACUCUUCCCCUUUGCAGCAUGAGAAUGAGAGUGAGAGUGUGUGUUUGAUGGGGUCAGAUGAGGCUGAGCCUCUUAUACCUGACCGCGUCUGCAACACUUGGCUCAUUUGCUUUGAUUUGCAAUCAACAUGCUCUGCUCUCAUUCAAACCCCCAUAUGUGUAGCAAACUAACACACUCCCCGCAGCCUUCCCCUUGGCCCUCAACUUCAUCGCCUCUGGUGAGUGAAGAAGACGCGGGCGGUGUAGCCACUGCGCUUCUUAACCCGAUAGCAAAGCAUCUUCUUCGAGAAAGAAGAGCGGCAGAACGGCACGGAAAUCAGCAAAGACUACGAGACUACGUUCCCACGAACCGCACAGCACCACGCAAGCCUACAGUAGAUGAUAUGAGAUGAUCGACUUCUCUAUCCCCGAUUCUUCUCAUGAAAAGAGUAAUCAUGAAACGAAUGGCUACGGGCCGGGAAUCCAAUCGAAUGACUGACAGGCAGGUUCGUAACCCAACAACUAAAGAUCAACAAUUACUCCCCGACUUCCAUAUCACCCCACCCCCUUUUUCCUGAUAUCAUCUUCUGGAUUGGCGGAGACAAGCCUACUAACCUUUCUGGCCACCACGAGGCACACCUCGAAUGUGGCCAGAAUACUCUGUGGAAAACCCUCCCCCCUUCUGAAGAUGUCAUCAGAAAAAAGGGGGUGGGGGGAGAUGAAAUCAUCGGGGAUGCGGCUCACUACGGGCGCGGAUUUGAAGCAGUCGCCGCGCAUCCACCCUCUUCCGUUCUCAUCGUCUCAAAAAGCUCCUUCUCGAGGGGCCUUCUGAGACGACUCAACAGAAGAGGAGAUGCCGCGAAAUGUGGAAAUGAAGCUGAGAUUGCACCGUAAUUACUCGAUCAAGUUAAUGCUUGCGUGGGAAACGUGCUGCCGCUCCGAACAUCUCUCCCCCCUCCCCUCCCCCUCCUUCUACCUCGCCCCGAUGCCUCGUGAAAUACUAACACGCACAACCCAAGCCCUCGGCUCCGGCAUCCUCUUCUCCUACCCGGAGCUCGCCACAAUCACCGGCGUCCAGGGCGUCCUCGUCUACGCCCUCUCGUCCUCUCUCCCGCUCCUCAUCUUCGCCGUCCUCGGCCCCGUCAUCCGCCGCAAGACGCCCGAGGGCUUCGUCCUCACGGCCUGGACGAGGCAGCGCUACGGCACCGUCGCCAUGUUGUAUCUCAGCUUCAUGACCCUCGUCACGCUGUUCCUGUACAUGGUCGCCGAGCUGUCCGCCAUCGGACAGGUCGUCAACGCCCUGACGAGUCUGGAUGGUCUGCCCGUCAUGAUUGUGCAGUGCGUCAUCACCACCAUCUACACAUCCCUCGGCGGUUUCCGCAUCUCCUUCUUGACGGACAACAUCCAAGGCGCAAUGGUAAUCUGCCUCAUCAUCAUCGUCGCAAUCACAAUGGGCGUCAAAACCGACAUCGACACCUCCCUCAUCGAGACCUCAGGCCUCCUCAAACCAACCCUCCUUGGCUGGCAACUCCUCUACAUCCUCCCCAUCUGCAUCCUCACAAACGACUUCUUCCUCUCGGGCUUCUGGCUCCGCACCUUCGCCUCCAAAACAGACAAAGACCUCCGCGUAGGCGUCUCCAUCGCCGUCGUCAUCAUCCUCUGCAUCCUCACCAUGGUCGGCGUAACCGGCCUCGUCGCAGCCUGGUCCGGCGCGCUCCCCCUCGACCAAAUCGCAGACAGCGGCUCCAUCGCCUUCUUCCUCCUCCUCCAACAGCUCCCCGCCUGGGUCGUCGGCAUCGUCCUCGUCAUGGUCUGCACCCUCUCCACCGCGGCCUUCGACAGCCUGCAAUCCGCAAUGGUCUCCUCCGCCUCAAACGACCUCUUCCGCAACCGCCUCAACAUCUGGUGGAUCCGCGCCGGCGUCGUCCUCAUCAUCUUCCCCACCGUCGUCAUCGCCCUCAAAGCCCCCUCCGUCCUGCAAAUCUACCUCAUCUCCGACCUCGUCUCCGCCUCCGUCAUCCCCGUCCUCGUGUUCGGCCUGGUCGACCGCUUCUACUGGUGGCGCGGCUUCGAGGUCGUCGCCGGCGGGCUGGGCGGCAUCCUCACCGUUUUCCUCUUCGGUCUCGUCUUCUACGACGGCGACGCGCAAAAGGCGGGCAACCUGCUCAUCAUCUCCGAGGGCCUGUACGCCAACGACUGGAGCGUGUUCGGCGCCUUCGUCGCCGCGCCCGUGGGCAGUUUUCUCUGGGGGUUCGGCGCGUUGGGGUGCCGGUUGGCGUUCCAGUACGUCUUGGCCAGGAAGAGCGGUCGCCGCUUCGACGCGCUCGAUCGGCCUGUCGGGCCCGGGUUCACGCCCGAGGCGGACGGCGCCCCACGCUAUGUUGAGAGGGACGAGUAUGAGGCCAACUCCGAGGUCGAGGUCAGUAAGCCCGCUGGCAAGUUCUUCUAA